Gymnogyps californianus (California condor) is the source of this 2247-nucleotide messenger RNA. It is a transcript of the gene IL12RB1, whose product is annotated as interleukin 12 receptor subunit beta 1. Gene Ontology annotation, molecular function: protein binding. The record is from RefSeq and is a predicted model, not a curated record. NCBI's taxonomy places the organism in Eukaryota, Metazoa, Chordata, Aves, Accipitriformes, Cathartidae.
AUGGCUACGCCGCUGCUCCAUCUCGGCCAUGCCCGACCCGCUGGGGUUUGGGGUGCGGGAAUCCCCCAGCCGCUGCCUUCUCCCGCAGGCACGGCCGCGGCCCCCAGCUUCUCCUGCUGGAAGCAAUGCGGCUCCCGCUGGUUCCUCUGCUCCUGGCCGCCCCAUGGCCCCGCCGGCAACACCUCCUACCUCCUGACGUUCUGCUACGUGACGCCCCAGCUGUGCCAGCGGUUCAAGGUGGGCACGAGGACGACGUACACCCUGAAGCAUCACCACGUCUACGUCCUCACCAACGCCACGGCCUGGGUGGAGGCACGCGGGGGGGACCACAUCCACAGGACCCCCAACCUCACGCUAUACCUCAAUGAGGCCGUCAAGCUGGAUCCGCCCCCCGCCGGGACACCCUUCACCAAGACCGGUGGCCGGCUGCGGCUGCGGGUGCCGUGGCCACCGUGCCACCGUGGGGGCCAGCCGCCGCAGCGGGAGGCUCGCUUCCGGAGGAUGGGAGACCGCGGCUGGACGCAGGUGACGUGCGAGUCAGUGACGGACAAGGAUGACUCAGUGACCUGCGCCCUGGGGGGGGACGGCGCCUUCGAGGUCCAGCUCCGGCACAAGCCCCGCCACUGGAGCAGCUACUGGAGCGACUGGAGCAGCUCCAUCUUCGUUCCCGAGGAAAUCCUGGCGAGCCCGGCGCUGAGCUACCGGCUGGGAAAACUGGGGAGAGACGGGCAGCGGGUGCUGAGGCUGAGCUGGCAGCGAGCCCCCGAGGAGCAAGGGGACGUCACCUACACGCUGCGCGCCCGCAUGCCGGCGUGCCGCUGUGCCGAGCCGGCCGAGGAAGACACCGUGGUGCUGGGGAGGGAGGCGACGGCACACAACCUCACCAUCUCCGGGGCUGAGUACGAAAUCCUGCUGAGGGCAGCCAACGCUGCCGGGCCGGGGCCGGCACAGCAGCUCCGUGUGCCGGCAGAGCAGCAUGCAGGUACCUGCCCCGCAGAAGGACUGAGCUCCCCGGCAGCCGUGAGGGAGUUAUUUUCCCAGCCAUCCCUCGCACCCCGUUUCAUCCCAGAUCUCAGCUUCAAGGACAUCAGCGUGGCCGGCGGCACCGUGACAGCAGAGUGGGAAGCACCGAGCCCUGGCUUUGCCUACUGCUUCGAGCAGCAGCCGCUGCCAGGAGCCCCAAAACAGGGCAUUUGCAUCCAACGGGAUUUCCCUGCCAAGAGCAUCCACGUGGAGAGAGGAGCACUGGAAGCACCGGCGUGUUACCGCCUCGCCGUGCACAGCCGGGCCCCGGCACGGGGCUGGUCCACCUUCGCCCUGCAGCACCACUACGCCAGCAACGCCUCGCUGGCCGUGCCCAUCCGCAUCAAUGCCAGCGCCGGUGAUGCCACCGUCAUCCUCCGGUGGAGCCCGUCCCCUCGUGCCGCCUGUCCUGGGGUGCUGGCCAAGUACCUCAUCUGCCACGCGGCCAAGGGGGACAACGUGACCUAUGGCGAAGCGGACGCUGCGGCGUCGCACUACACCCUCCAAAACCUACGGCCCGGCACAGCCUACAGGGUGGGCGUUUGGGAGGUGACGGCGGAGAGCGGGGGGACCUGCGAUGCUUGGUGGCACUUCCAGACCAAGGCGCUGGGUCCCCAGAAAGCAGCGUGGAAAUCCAACCUGAAGUACCUGGGCAUCUCGCUCGGUCUCCCCGCCGUGGCCGCCAUCUACCAGCUGAGCAAAAAGAGGGCUCGCCGCCUCCUCUUCCCACCCCUGCCCAAGCCCGUGGGCAGCAAAGCCAUCCAGUUCUUCGCCGGCGAAAUGAGCCAGGUGAGAUGCAAGCCCCGGCCAGGCUUCGUGGAGCCCUCGGAGAGAUUCAGCCCGGCUGAGCUGCUGAUACCAGAGCCGAAUCCCGGCAAGGAAACGACCGACGCUGGCACACGGCCCGGCACGCCGCAGCCCGGCCCCGUGGCUGAAGAACCGGCAGCGGUGUGCCCGCUGGGUUGCACGAAGGAGCUGCCGUUUGCCUACCGCAGGCAGGAGGUGCUGAGCCCGGUGGGAUUUCCACUGCCUGGCAGCACCAGCUGCACCGGCCACCCACCCGGCGAGGAGGAGGAAGAGGAGGAGGAAGAGGAGGAGGAAGAGGAGGGAAGGCGGGGGCUGCACCAGUCACUGGUCCCCAUUGCCCUGCUCAUCUCCGACAAACCCGUCAUCAUCAGGGACGAGGAAGGAUGGGACCCGUCGCCGGAGAAGUUGGUGCCAUAG